AUGGAAAAUGAAAAUGACACCAGACUGACCUAUUUCUACUUUCAUCCCUUUUCAACCAUCCCAGAGGUGCGUUUGUUGAUUUUUGUUUUUUUCCUAGCUUUGUUCCUGCUCAGUCUUUGGGUGAAUUCUGCUGUUUUACUCAGUGUGUACAAUGAACGCUCCCUCCACACACCCAUGUAUUUUUUCUUGUCGAACUUGGCCACGCUGGAAAUGGUCUAUUCCUUUGUCCUUGCUCCCCUUACCCUGGCCAACCUCAUCUCUACAAAGAAACCCUCCAUCACCUUGGCCGGGUGUGGCACCCAGAUGUUUUUCUUUAUUCUCUUGGGAAGCAGUGACUGUGUCUUGCUAUCCGUCAUGGCUUAUGACCGCUAUGUGGCCAUCUGCCACCCUCUGCGCUAUUCAACCAUUAUGAGCUGGAAGGUGUGCACUGCCCUUGUAGCUGGGACCUUCACCAUGUGCUGCUUGUUUGGCAUGCAGAUCAGUAUCUUGAUAUUACGCCUCCCAUUCUGUGGCAACCAUGAGAUCGAUCACUUUUUCUGUGACUUCCCGGCUGUCUUAAAACUAGCCUGUGGGGAUAUUCAUGCUCAUGAAACCACAUUCAUCCUCAUCUGUGCCGUUGUCCUGGCUAUUCCAUUUCUCUUAGUCACAGUCUCUUACGUUUUCAUUGUGAUGGCCAUCUUGCGAAUUAGCACCAAUUCCGGUCGGCAACGGGCUUUCUCUACUUGUUCCUCUCAUUUGAUGGUUGUCAUUAUGCAGUACAGCUGCGGCAGCUUAAUUUACCUGCAGCCUGGCUCCAGUUUCUCAGCAGAGGAAAAUCAGGUGGUGUCUAUAUUCUAUACCUUUGGCACCCCUGUGUUAAACCCCCUGAUCUAUACCAUGCGGAACAGGGAGUUAAAAGAGGCACUGACCAAAAUCCUGAGAAAGAAUCUGUUGUGCAAAUGA
Molecule: messenger RNA, 942 nt
Organism: Ahaetulla prasina
Lineage: Eukaryota; Metazoa; Chordata; Lepidosauria; Squamata; Colubridae
Product: olfactory receptor 10V1-like
Exons: 1
Coding region: 1-942 (313 amino acids)
Biological process (GO): G protein-coupled receptor signaling pathway
Cellular component (GO): membrane
Molecular function (GO): G protein-coupled receptor activity; olfactory receptor activity
Source: RefSeq, a predicted model, not a curated record